CAGAGUUCAUAAACCCUACUUUCUUCCUCUUCUUCUUCUUCUUCUUUCUUCAGUCGAAUAGGUUGAGGAACACUAGAGUACUACCAUGUCUCUGAGCUAAACGAUGAGGCUCAUUCUAUUCACAUUGAACCUUUUCCUGAAAAUGUUCUGUUCUCUUCGAAACUUUAUUCACAUUAAUCGCAGAUUCCCUCGCCAUGUAAGCCCUUGUUCUUCUUCUCUCUCUCAAAUUCAAUCCCCUCUCUGUUUCCCUCUAUCUUCUCCCUCUCAAACUUCCUUUAUCUCUUGCCCUUUCGUUUGGUUCACUAGCUUUCUCUGUAUCAUCCGAUACCCUUUCGUUAGCAAAAGCGGUGCUUCUACUUACUCCGAAGAUUUUGAUAGAGAUUGGAUCCGUAAAGCUGUUCAGAAUGAUAUGUGGGAUGAUCCCGGAUUCGAAAAGCUUUUUCAUUUGACAUCAGCUCCGAUUUGGGUUCCGAGGGCUCUCCUUGAAUUGAAACAAGACCCGAAAUUAGCUUUCAAAUUCUUCAAAUGGUCGAUGACUCGUGAUGGGUUUAAGCACACCUUAGAAUCGUACUGUAUAGUAGCUCACAUUCUGUUUUGUGCUAGAAUGUAUUAUGAUGCUAAUAGUAUCCUAAGAGAGAUGGUUUUGUCUAACAAGGCUGGCGAAUUUUCGGAAUGCGAUGAUGUUUUUGAUGUUCUGUGGUCUACGAGGAAUGUGUGUGUUCCUGGUUUUGGAGUGUUUGAUGCUUUGUUUAGUGUUUUCAUUGAUUUAGGAAUGCUUGAGGAAGCUAUACAGUGUUUCUCUAAGAUGAAGAAAUUUAGGGUCUUCCCAAAAACCAGGUCUUGCAACGGUUUAUUGCAUAGGUUUGCUAAAUUGGGGAAGACAGAUGGGAUGAAGAGAUUUUUCAAAGACAUGAUUGGUGCUGGUGCGAGACCGACUGUGUUUACUUACAACAUAAUGAUAGAUUGUAUGUGUAAAGAAGGAGACGUAGAAGCUGCUAGAGGUUUGUUUGAAGAAAUGAAGUUUAGAGGUUUGAUUCCAGACACUGUCACAUAUAAUUCUAUGAUUGAUGGUUAUGGGAAGGUUGGUCGAUUAGAUGAUACAGUUUAUUUUUUCGAGGAAAUGAAGGAUAUGAGCUGUGAGCCUGAUGUUAUUACUUACAAUGCCCUGAUUAAUUGUUUCUGUAAAUUUGGGAAAUUACCUAGAGGUCUGGAGUUUUAUAGGGAGAUGAAGCGAAAUGGGAUGAAACCGAAUGUUGUGAGUUACAGCACUUUGGUUGAUGCGUUCUGUAAGGAGGGUAUGAUGCAACAAGCCAUCAAGUUUUAUGUUGACAUGAGAAGAGUUGGUCUUGUGCCUAAUGAAUAUACCUAUACUUCUCUCAUUGAUGCCAAUUGUAAAAUCAGUAAACUCUCAGAUGCCUUUAGGCUGGCUGAUGAGAUGUUGCAGGUGGGUGUGGAAUGGAAUGUGGUCACUUACACUGCACUGAUCGAUGGCCUUUGUGAUGCAGAGAGAAUAAAAGAAGCUGAAGAACUUUUUGAGAAAAUGGAUACAGCCGGUGUGAUUCCAAAUCUUGCAAGUUACAAUGCUUUGAUUCAUGGAUUUGUAAAGGCAAAAAACAUGGACAAAGCUUUAGAGCUUCUGAACGAAUUAAAGGGGAGAGGUAUUAAACCGGAUUUGCUGCUCUACGGAACUUUCAUUUGGGGUUUGUGCAGUUUAGAGAAGAUAGAGGCCGCUAAGGUAGUGAUGAAUGAAAUGAAGGAAUGUGGAAUCAAAGCGAAUUCACUGAUCUACACAACGUUAAUGGAUGCUUACUUUAAGUCGGGAAACCCCACUGAGGGUUUACAUCUGCUGGACGAGAUGCUAGAACUUGAUAUCGAGGUCACAGUUGUUACCUUUUGCAUUUUGAUUGAUGGAUUAUGCAAAAACAAGUUGGUUUCUAAAGCAAUUGAUUAUUUCGAGAGGAUAGCUAACGAUUUUGGUCUACAAGCUAAUGCGGCGAUAUACACAGCAAUGAUUGAUGGUCUCUGUAAAGAUAAUCAAGUUGAGGCUGGGACAACUCUAUUUGAACAUAUGGUCCAGAAGGGUCUAGUUCCGGACAGAACGGCGUACACAUCGUUAAUGGAUGGGAAAUUCAAGCAAGGGAAUGUGGUAGAGGCUUUGGCUUUACGAGACAAAAUGGUUGAGAUUGGUGUGGAGUUUAGAGCGAGGUUCGGAGAUCUCUGUCACCGUACGAUAAUCUCAGCGAUGGGAGCUAGGGUUCGAGUGCAGCAUUACAAUUUGGAAUCAGCUGAUUCCUACAUCGGUACUUCUCUCCAUGAUCUUAACUCCGUUGACGGUCCGCCGAGAGAUAUUGGUCCUAACGGAGAUACUUUGGAUAACGACGGCGAUUCUUCUUCCGCUGACUGUAUGCAUGAAUCAUACAGAAACACUAUGCAAAUCCACAAUGAAGGUGUUGAAGAAGGUGGAUCUCAUAUGGAGAACAAGGGACCUGUAGGAUCUGCUUACAACAUGUUAAGCGUUGAAGAUGUUUCGCCGAUUGAAUCAGCGCGAGGGAGAUUUCUGCAAAUCAUCUUAGACUACUUUAUUAACCAACAUGUGAUUGAAGUCUGUGAGAGCAAGGGUGAUCAUGAUACGGAUUCAGGAGAACGGGAUAGUGAUAAUAAAGUUAAGAGGAAGUCUGAUGAUACACGAUAUGAAGGUGAUCCGAAUUUUGCGUUACCAUUGAUGUAUAUUGCGAAUAUGUAUGAGACUUUAGUCGGUGAAGCAAAUGUGAGACUUGCUUCAUUGAAUGGAAUAAGGGAAAAGACCAUUGGGGUAGCUCUUGAAGCAGCAGGUGGCUUGUAUCGGAAAUUAACAAAGAAGUUUCCUAAGAAAGGUGCUUGCAUGUACAGGAGAAGAGAACUGGCAACUUCAGCUGAAACAAGGACAAGGUUUCCAGAAUUGGUAAUACAUGAAGAGAAACGAGUUCGCUUUGUUGUGGUAAAUGGUUUGGAUAUUGUUGAAAAGCCAGAUGAUUUGCCUAUUGAAGAUGCUGAAUGGUUUAAGCGAUUAACAGGCCGUAAUGAAGUGGCUGUCUCUGCAAGAGACUAUAAAUUCUAUUGCCCUCGACACAAGCAUAGGCGUGUUCAAAAUUCUGUCUCCAGGAUCCAUGGCUUGCCUACAUUUCCAAGUAUAGACUCUUCAACCUUAGCUAAUACACAAGGAUUUCGCUCCGUUAAUGAAGAUCAAAGUCAACAACAACACACUCCUUCCCCUUCCAAACAUCAUAUGUCAUCGUUGUCUCAUCAAUUUCACCAAUCUAUUCACCAGAGCAACCACCAUCAUCAAUCUAUUUACCAAGGUCAACACGCAACCACGCAUUUUCCCUGUCAGAACCAUCAAUGUGACACUGAACUAUCUCACACCCACCAGUCACCAUCUAUUUCACAGCACAUGGCUUGCUUGCAACCCCUCACUGGAGGCCAUGCAAUGCCAUCCACUCCGGCAAAGUUCUGCGACCAAUGUGGAGCACAGUACUUGAGAGAGACAUCCAAGUUCUGCUCAGAGUGUGGAUCCAAGAGACUCGGGAUGUAGUGAAUCUUUGCUCGAUUCUCAGGUUGGAAUCUCUUUCGAAGCAAAAAAAUUACAUUAAGUUGGUGAAAUCUUGAGCCAGUUUACUUGGCGUGGAAGUAGUUAACCUAAAAUUUGAUAUAAUGCAGAUGUGUUACGCUUCUAUGGUUUCGGCUAUGUAAAAUGUAUAUGACCAAAAAAAUGAUCAGUACAUGAAAUUAUUAGAAAAAGAUGUGUAUGGAUAGAGAUUUUGAUGAAUUGCAAAAGGUGUUGUAAUCAUUUAAACACAAACGAGUCAGUGUAAUGUAAAGAAAGCAUCUAUGAACUUAUGCAUUUUAUUUUAUUUUCGAAUAUAACA
Capsella rubella is the source of this 3905-nucleotide messenger RNA. RefSeq lists its product as uncharacterized. The record is from RefSeq and is a predicted model, not a curated record. NCBI's taxonomy places the organism in Eukaryota, Viridiplantae, Streptophyta, Magnoliopsida, Brassicales, Brassicaceae. The coding region runs from base 104 to 3571 and encodes 1155 amino acids. The transcript has 10 exons. Gene Ontology annotation, molecular function: protein binding.